Branchiostoma belcheri (Belcher's lancelet) is the source of this 3039-nucleotide messenger RNA. Its product is annotated as tripartite motif-containing protein 3-like. The record is from RefSeq and is a predicted model, not a curated record. The transcript is spliced from 3 exons. Gene Ontology annotation, biological process: negative regulation of translation; proteasome-mediated ubiquitin-dependent protein catabolic process; regulation of apoptotic process. Bases 426 to 2102 code for a protein of 558 amino acids. Gene Ontology annotation, molecular function: protein binding; ubiquitin protein ligase activity; translation repressor activity. Lineage: Eukaryota; Metazoa; Chordata; Leptocardii; Amphioxiformes; Branchiostomatidae.
UGAAACAGGAUAUUGCAUCAUGUGUUGGUUAGUGGGCAAGUCCUGAAGGCUUUUCUUGCCUGUUUGUACAGGUGCUUUAAAACAUGUAAACACUGACUCUUGAAGUCGCGGCACGCCCUCCACUGAAAUACCCGUAAAAUUGUAAUAGUACCUAUACUGUCGGGGUCACACAGUCGUACCAUAAGUGCUCUUCCCUUUUACUUCUACGUACACAAUGUCACCUUUGACCGACAACCUGGAACCGGUUUACGUGGCACAAAGGGAGGGGUGUAUGCGACCUGCGGGAUGCACACACACGACUGAAUAGGACGCCGAAAGUUCACUGUCUUGGAUCGGGGAGGCUCUUGUGUGGAGCAUAGACGACUGCGUGUAUUUAAGACUGACUACACCUGAAAAACCCGAAGAAGACACCGGUACGACCAACCAUGGCUGUUAGCAAACUUUCUCCCCUGACUCAACUGUUUGUCAAGAUUUCUAACUGUUUGUCAGAAGACGAUGUCAGAAAUCUGAGGGCCAUUCUUGUCCAGGACGGUAUUGGACUGGCAAACCUGGAACAAGCAACACCUCUUGAGGUGUUCAACAUGCUGGAGGAUAAUAAUAAAAUCGGCAAGGGUGACUUACAGCUCUUCGUGCAGGUUUUAAGAGAUCUGGGGAAAACAAAAUUAGCAGAGGAAGCUGAACAACUUGAACAAGACCAGAGGAAUGAACUAGAGGAAAAACAGACAACGAUCACAGACACAGAGGUGCAUAAGGUUCAGACGAAUGAAAGAGAUCAACAAGAGAUUCUCAAAAAGAAAGAAAUGAAGAAAAGGCAGCACCAGCUCUUCAUACAGCAGACAAGAGACUGGGCUUUUAUUAUAUGCAUUUCUUUCUUCAUUUUAAUCUUAGCAGUCCGUGUGUCUAAUGAAAGGUCCAGGCAGCCUCAGGCUUCAUCAACUGUGAUCACUAUUGAGGUCCUGGAGAACUCAGUAGAAAGUCUGCCCUGCUUUGUCACAGUCACAACAGUCACUGCAGAUCUAACAGGUGGGAAAGUUGCACCACAGAUAGAAGUGACCUCGCCCCGGGGUAAAACCACCCUCAUACAAACAACAGCACACACUAGUCCCCCACUUGAAGCGAAGAAGGGACAAACCAGCAGAGUUAGCAGGGUCUGGGGUGCAGAGUGGAGACCUCAGGAGUCAGGCAAACACACAUUGGGGGCCUGUAUGGGCGGUAGAAAGGAUCUUUGUUCUCUCACAGUGACUGUAGAUGUGGGAAGUAACAACCCAAUAAUGAGCCUUGGGCAAAAGGGAAGCCAGCAGGGACAGUUUGACAGUCCAGUAGGUGUAGCAGUCAGAGGGGACAGGCUGUAUGUGGCUGAUACUUACAACAAUCGUGUUCAGGUGUUUGAUCUGAGUGGGAAGUUUUGUCACUCAUUUCCUACUGACUUGCCUGUAGGACUUGCAGUUCAGACUGAUGGCACCAUAGUGGUGAACUCUGGGAAGGAAGUGAAAAAAUUUUCCCCAUCAGGAGAACUGCUGCACAAAUUUCCCCUGGGUGACUAUUGGAGUGACCCCCUUUGCAUACGCCUCAAUGGGCUGGCAGUACAGAGGGAUGGGAGGGUUGUUGUAGCUGAUGGAGACAAACACAGCAUCUUCCUGUUUGAGACAGAUGGGACACUGGUGAAACAGGUGAGAGGGCAGGGGGAGGGGGAUGGGCAGUUUGACUGGCCAUGUUUUGUCUGCGUGGAUAAAGAAGACAACAUCAUUGUGGCAGAUUCUCUCAACCACCGUGUUCAGGUGUUUGACAGGAAUCUUAACUUCAAACACAAGUUUGGUCAGAAGGGUAGACAGCCACAGGACAUGUGGGAUCCUUCAGGGGUGUCAACUGACAGCAUGGGUAACAUAGUUCUGGCAAACAGUGGGGAAUUAUUUACGAAUUUAGGUGGUGCAGAACAUGGCAAGAAGCUUCAGGUGUUUCGCCCAGACGGCACCUGGGUGUCCACCAUUAGUAGUGAUGGAGACAAAUUAAACGUUCCCUUUGGGGUGGCUGUGACAGAGGAUGGGCAUGUGUUUGUAGCUGAUUAUGGUGACCACUGUAUCAGGAAGUACAGAUACAUCUAACAGUACAGAAUGUUCCAGGUACAGGAACUGUGAGCACCUCACAAGCUCAGUAUUAUAAAGUAAGGUACAAAUGUGGGACAAGCAUUAGUAAACUUCCAGUAAAGUUUGUGAUCUGAUAAUUUUUGUCAAGACCCACAGAUUAUGAUUUAACCUAGACUAAAUAUAAGACCCAACAGUAAUUAUCGGAAAUGACUUUAGUGUGUUUAGUGCAUACAUGUGUGCCUUUAUAUAGUUAUGAUGGGAUGAUUUUAACUUUUAUUGUGAUAUUGAUCAAUGUGCGGUAAGUAGUGUGUAUCAUAACAUGUACAUGUAUAUAACUGUAACCUUUAGCAACUUUUCUAUUGUCACUCAGACCUCAUUCACACUCAAAAAUGGAUCCAGAUUCACCACCGAUCCCUAUCGAAAUUAUGUAAUUUUAUGUAUGAAAAAAGACACGUUAGAUUCAGUCAAUCCGGAUCGGUUUUUGCAGCGUAAACGCGGUACGCUCCAAUCGGGAUUGAUUUUUUCCCGAUCCCGAUCCAAAAGUAAUCCACCUCGAGGAGGUAGUUCUUCGGACGCAAACGCGAAUGUGAAGGCAAAGUGGAUUGGCUUUCAUCUUGGAUUCGCCUGGUGUGACGCGAUGUGCCACAAAUACCACAAUCGAUCGAAUCCAAUAUGCAAAAUCCAUCAUGAGACAAGGUCUUUGUGUGAUGCUAUAAUUGGCCUAAUAUAGAGAUAUGAUGCCAAAAUUUACGGCAGAGUUGCAGCGGCUCAGGCGCGUCCAGGAUGGCGGCCUCUAAUCACGUGACACCUCAAUCCAUUUCUGAGCGAAAUGCACGAUGCAAUCGGGAUCGGUGAAAAGCAGUGUGAACGCACUGGUCGAUCCAGAUCGAUGAAUUUCUGAUCCAAAUCGACUGUUAAUCUGGAUCCAUUUUUUGAAUGUGAACAUGGUCACAAU